GGCAUUGAGUCAGCGGAAGUCAAAGUAACGGCGAGGGAGGAAAGAAGGAGGAAGCCAGGAAGCCGCCUGUCUGCCAGUGACAGCCCACAUCAGAGAAAAGCGCUGCAGAAAUAAUUUUAAAAAAGGAUUUGAGCGCGAACGCUUCUGCUUUUCCGUUUAAUAUAAAUCACCCGAAUAGCCGCAGACAUGUCGAAGAAUACCGUGUCCGCACGCUUCAGGCGAGUGGACGUGGACGAAUACGACGAGAACAAAUUUGUGGACGAGGAGGACGGAGGAGAAAAUCAGCUGGGUCCUGACGAGGCAGAGGUGGACUCGCUCAUCAGACAAGGAAAUCUCCUGGAGGCUUUACACGCAGUACUGAAGAACCCACCAAUCAACACAAAGAACCAGAACGUCAAGGACCGUGCGGAGGGUCUGGUGCUGAAGGUGCUCAGCUCCUUCAAGAGUGGUGACAUCGAGAAAGGCGUACAGUCUCUCGACAAAAAUGGCGUGGACCUGCUGAUGAAAUACAUCUACAAAGGCUUCGAGAGGCCGUCAGAAAACAGCAGCGCAGUCCUGCUGCAGUGGCACGAAAAGGCCCUGGCAGCUGGAGGAGUGGGAAGCAUCGUCAGGGUACUGACGGCGAGGAAGACGGUGUAGAAGACGAGCAGCUUACUCCACAUCCCUGACAGAGAGACGGGGCGGUACUCUGUAUUGCUCUGUUUAUGUAACAGAUGGCAUAGGGACUAACAGGAAAACCAGAUUUUUAACCCAAUUACAUGUUUUAAAGCCAAGACUUUGUUUUUUUCUUUUUUUCUUUUUUAAAAAGGAAAUAAAGUACAGUCUGGCUCGUAUUAAGUUAAAAAUGGAUUUUCCUGUGGAGUCCCGUGCAUGGUCAUAGCUUAAAUCGUACUUCUCACAGGGUGCUACAGAUCAUUUUGUACCCAUGUGUCUGCUGAUUCCCCAACCUGUUAACCUUUAUGUCGACAUCAUUCUUGUGCACUGUGUGCCCAGCGGUUCCCAACUUACGAGAGGUAAAUGUUAGUAAAACUGCUCAUAAUCGAAAUGCAUAAAGCAGGGCUGUUGGUCAAAAGCAGCAGAAACCAGAUUGCUCCCUGCUUGUCAGAAAGGCCACCGCUGCGCGCACACGUUCAUAGGAACAAACAUGUUUUUCCAUCCUCCGCCAAAGGUUUCAGGAAUUUUGUCUGUGAGGAAACACUCCGAGUGUUUGGUUUCCAUCAUCAGAGACUUCCUGAUGGAAUAAAAGCCAGGCUCCGCCCCUCUCGCUGUAACACUUGAGCAGCGAGAGCUGCUUGAAAAGCACAGUCACAGACAGAGGGUGGUGGAUUUGCACUGGAGGAGGGGCCGGGGGGGAUUCAUCCAUCUAUCCCCUCGUGCUGCCCCAGUUAAGGAUUAUAUUACCCACAAUGCAUCUCCACCGCCACUCUUUAUUAAUCCCACUUUGCUUGUGACCCCUCUGCUACUGAACAGGGCAUUAAUGUGGCUCUGCUGGUACUGUUCAUCGGAGCGGCUGUUCUCUGGAAAACACGCCACCCAGAGAACGUGCGCUCACGCAGUUUUGUUUUUUUAAAGAACUUUUUCACUAUUUAACAGAAAAACAUUAAUCUAGGAUCAAACAUUAUCCUUUGUUUUCUUAUUGUUCUGAGUGAGGUUAUUUUCGCACCGCUCAGAGUUAAAAACACUGUUCGCAGACCUGACACGCCGAUCGGUAAGAUGUUUCUUCUUUUUUUGUGUGUGAACUGACGGGGAAUGAAUAAUUUAAAAAACAGUAUUUUCAGUAUUCACUUGAACCUUUCAUAUCUUUCAUUUUUUUUUCAUUGUUUUUUUUUUUUAAGAUUUCAGUAACUUUUCUGUUUAUCCUGAGAGUUUGUCUUAUAAUAAGAAAACACAUUUGUUACCACACAGACUGACUUUUCCCACACAUUUUACAUAAUUUUCAUCCGCCUUAUCAGGUAGAUGACAUGUUGCCAAAUGUUUUAUUUUCGCUUUUAUGGAAUAACGUUGCUCACAUCUGUGAUUUAGUUCAGACCUCGUGUGUUUAAAGAGUAAGUGGUAGAUUUUAUUUAAUUUUAUUUUUAAACCACACAGUAUAUAUGAGCAUGAAAGAGACGCGUGUUGCGGUGAACUUGAGCAGCUUGAGCUUUGCUCCGAGUGCAGACGUGAUGAUAGUUCCAGCGUUCGGUUCCUUUCUGCUGGUUUUCAAACACAGAGUUAAAGUUACUCAUAGAUUUUUAUUUAUUUGUUCAUUUUUUUAAAUAUAAAACACAAGUCACUACAGUUGUGUUUUUUUCAUCACCAGUUGAUAUUUAGACAUGGGCUGUCAUGUUUGAAUACUGUCAUCAGCGAUGAUGCAUCCUGACAUCAGACACCUUCUCUAAUGCAGUAAUGACUAGAUUUAAGAGCUUCAUGUAUUUCUAGUCGGCGAUGCUCUUUUGGAUGAGAAGAUGAUGGAGCGCACCAAACUGAUGUACAAACUGCCUUACUCAAAUGUUCCUUUUUUAUGUUUGUGCUUUUGGAAGAAAAAAAACAAUAAAUAAAAUGUGUGAAUGCUGA
Messenger RNA from Oreochromis niloticus (Nile tilapia), 2553 nucleotides. RefSeq names its product actin related protein 2/3 complex, subunit 5B (gene arpc5b). The record is from RefSeq and is a predicted model, not a curated record. Bases 187 to 639 code for a protein of 150 amino acids. The transcript is spliced from 4 exons. Gene Ontology annotation, cellular component: Arp2/3 protein complex; actin cytoskeleton. Gene Ontology annotation, biological process: regulation of actin filament polymerization; Arp2/3 complex-mediated actin nucleation. Lineage: Eukaryota; Metazoa; Chordata; Actinopteri; Cichliformes; Cichlidae.